UGACAUUCAAGUGACAUUCUGCUUUCGGUUUUCUCGGAACUCUGAACCCAGCACGGAGGAUAAUUAUUUUGCUUUGAUUUCCGACGGAAAAAUGCUUUAAAAUUGGUGCAAAGUAGUUCUGUUGGUGCUGCAAGUGUGAUCCUCCCGAAGGGAGCACUAAAAGUUGAAGAAAAUCGGUGCAAUCGAAGUGGAAAUUCAAAUCUGGUGUGAAUUCUUCGUUGACAUUUUAUUAAGAUUGCGACGAAAAAGUUCAACGAUUUCGUCAGCAGAGUAUUUAUAAAGUAAUAGAUGCUGAAUUGUCGAAAGUUAAGAUAAGUUUGUAAGGAUUUCAAUAAAACCAAAAUGAGGAGCCGCAGUAAUUCGGGUGUACGGUUGGAUUACUACCAACGAAUCGUGCACCGCCUGAUUAUGUCCCACCAGCAGCCCGUAACCGGGCUGUUCCCUGCCAGCCCACAGACGCAACAUGCUUGGAUUCGAGACAAUGUGUAUUGCAUCCUCGCCGUGUGGGGUCUCUCGAUGGCGUACAAGAAGAUUGCCGAUCAGGAUGAGGAUCGAGCCAAAGCGUAUGAGCUGGAGCAGUGCUGCGUCAAGUUGAUGCGUGGCUUGCUGAUGGCUAUGAUGAAUCAGAAGGAUAAGGUUGAGCGUUUCAAAACGACCCAGAAUCCAUUGGAUUCACUGCAUGCGAAAUACUCCAGCAAAAAUGGCCAGACCGUUGUGGGUGAUGAUGAGUGGGGACACUUGCAGAUUGAUGCCAUCUCGCUGUAUCUGCUGAUUUUGGCCCAGAUGACCGCGUCUGGGUUGCAGAUAGUAUUCUCUCUGGACGAGGUUGCCUUCAUUCAGAAUUUGGUGUUUUACAUCGAGUCGGCUUAUUGCAUUCCGGAUUAUGGCAUAUGGGAGAGAGGUGAUAAAUCGAACCACGGCCAGACCGAGCUUAACGCCAGCUCGAUCGGCAUGGCCAAAGCCGCCUUGGAGGCUAUGAAUGAACUGGAUUUGUUUGGAGCUCGCGGUGGUUCCGGCAGCGUUAUUCACGUACUGGCCGAUGAGGCCCACAAGUGCCAGGCUGUGCUGCAGUCGAUGCUGCCGCGAGAGUCCAACAGCAAGGAACUGGAUGCCGGUCUGCUGUCGGUGAUUGGGUUCCCUGCGUUCGCUUGCGAUGAUCCACAGUUGAUCGAAUCCACCCAGGAUGCGAUCGUGACUCGCCUCCAGGGACGGUACGGUUGCAAACGUUUCCUGCGCGAUGGUUACAAGACACCGAAAGAGGACAACUCCCGGCUGUACUACGAACGCUGGGAGUUGCGGAUGUUCGAGAAUAUUGAGUGCGAGUGGCCGCUGUUUUUCUGCUAUCUGAUUCUGAACAAGGAGUUCCAAAACGACCGGGAGGCCGUUGUGAAGUACUCGCAGAAACUGGAGGAGAUUCUGGUGAAAACCGAAGAGGGAAUGCGGCUGGUUCCGGAACUAUAUGCCGUCAAAGGGGAUGCAGUGGGUGAUGAGUAUCAGAAUCCUGGUUCCUCGCAGCGAAUGGUUGUUGGGAGGUGUCCCUUUUUGUGGGGCCAGUCUCUGUUUAUCUUGGGAAAGCUACUUCAAGAGGGAUUCUUGGCGGUUGGUGAACUGGACCCACUUAAUCGACGGUUGGGAGCACAGAAGAAGCCCGACGUCGUCGUCCAGGUCGUCAUUCUAGCGGAAGACAACGAUAUUCGGGACAAACUAGCGGAACACGGUAUUCAGGUGCAGACAAUCGCUGAAGUGGCACCGAUUGAAGUCCAACCGGCUCGCGUCCUCAGCCAUCUGUACACCUACUUAGGACGCAACAAAAAACUUGGCCUCAGCGGUCGUAAAUCACGAGAUGUCGGCAUUCUUAGCACCAGCAAACUGUACUCCCUCAAGGAUCGUAUCUUUGCGUUCACUCCUCAGACCUUUGAUCAUGACGAGUAUUACACGUCCCGCGACCCGGCACUGAUGGUCAGCAAUUUUAUGGACGUGCUCGCGUUCCUCAGCAUAAGCUGGCGCCAUCUGCUUGGUCGACCAACGAUCACGCUGACUGCCACCCACUGGUCGAUAGAUAACAACAAAAUUCCUCUGGCGAUGAUUCAAACGAUGAAGAAGUUGAAAUCCGGCUACAUCAACGGAACACGAGUGAUUCUGGGGAACCUGUGCGAUUUCAUCAACACGUCCGCCAUCACCGACUUGAGCUUCCUCGGUAGCCAGGAGGAUGGCUAUCCUGAUAAGCUUAACCCAUCGGUACAGGCCUAUCUGGAUGAACAUCUGCUGCGCUCGUUUAGCCAUCGCACUUCAACGACCUCGGUUCGCUCGUCCGGACUACGUCCCAAGAGCCUUCGUCGUCGGAUGUCCGUCAAGGGCGCUAUCAAGAAGACUCGAUCGAUCAAUGUCGACUCGGAAACACUUGGUAUGGAAGGUAACGUCACCGAGCGACGGCUGUCCCAUUCGGUCACCCCGCAGUGGUUGGAGCCCGAGCAAGAUGGCACGGUUCAAACAUCACGGGAUCCAUCGCCACAUCAGCCGAGUCGGUUUGGCGAGCAGCGUGUUUCGAUGGAUGACAACAAGAAGUUGCACAUUCAAACUUCGGCCACGGCUGCAACACCGAAGAUUCAAAUACAACCUCUACCCCGACAUCGUCCAGCGUCGGAAGCGAAUUUCGAAAACACUGAGGUAGAAGAAUUGAUUGCGAUGCUCCGUGAGACGGAGAAUCUCGAGGAGCAGGGCGAUAUCUUGCAGCAUCUGGUUGAUACUCAGGGAUUGGACUUUAACACGGAGCUGCUUAGCGGUGCUGCUAAUGAUGAUUCCCAAUCCAAAGGCAUGCUAGAGGAAGGUCGCGUCGUCACCGUUCGCGGGCUGCUGAAGGGACUCUACGAGAAAGCCUGCCAGCAGAAGAUGUGGGGCCUGGUGCGUCACACGGCCGGUAUGCUGGGCAAGAGGGUCGAGGAUCUGGCCAAAUCCGUCACGGAUUUGCUCGUCCGGCAGAAGCAGGUGACAGUUGGUAUGCCACCGAACAGCGAGUACACCAUCACUGCGCCACUACCCGAGACGGAGUUGCGUACACUGAUUCACGAAGCGUAUGGCGACGACGAGAGUACGGCUAUGUUGACGCAGGAGUUGCUCGUUUAUCUAGCCAUGUUUAUCCGCACGGAGCCCCAGUUGUUCCAUGAGAUGCUGCGACUACGAGUGGGUCUCAUUAUCCAGGUCAUGGCUAAGGAGCUCUCGCGAACGCUGAACUGCGACGGAGAGCAAGCUUCCGAACAUCUACUUAACCUGUCACCGUUCGAGAUGAAGAAUCUCCUGCAUCACAUCCUCAGCGGUAAGGAAUUUGCGAUCAACAGCGUCGCCAGAGGUAAUAUCUCGAUCGUAAGUUGCAAAUCCAGCCGGGUAAGCAAGAAGAGUCAGAUUGGUUUGGGUAAGGACCUCGAGGAGAAUGAAACCGUGAUGAUUGACGAUCGUCAGGGCCAGUGGCUGAGAAGACGUCGUCUGGACGGAGCGUUGAAUCGAGUUCCCAGGGAUUUCUACCCGAGAGUUUGGACAGUGCUGGAGCGUUGCCAAGGGCUGGCCAUCGAGGGUCGCAUCUUGCCCCAAAGUCUCACCCAGGAGAUGACACCAAACGAGCUGAAGUUUGCGCUGGAAGUCGAAACCGCUCUCAAUACGAUCCCUCAGCCCGAGUACCGUCAGCUGGUCGUGGAAGCUCUGAUGGUCCUGACGCUGGUCACCGAGCACAAUAUAAUCGCCUCGCUGGGGGACAUUAUCUAUGUGGAGCAUUUGGUGCACAAGGCGAAUCAACUGUUUCUGGAGGACCAGCGGAAGGUUCAGGGCGACGCUAUGCUUUGCUGUGCGAAAAAUCUUGACACCCGGGAGACCACAACCGCUGGGUUGCUGCUCUGCGGUGGUGCUGCCUACAUCUGUCAGCAUUUGUAUGAUAGCGCCCCCAGUGGUAGUUUCGGAACGAUGACAUACAUUGCGAGGGCAGUUGCCUCCGUGUUGGAAGGGCUGCCCAAGCAGGGCGAUAUGGAUUGUACGAUUUGUUAGAAACGGAAUGUUACGUUAAUGGGAUAAAACGAUGGAAUAGCACUCGUAGAAGCUUCACUAUAUAGUAGACGCAAUCAAUACGCGAAUUGUUUAUGUCGUAGAAAGAGAUAACUAGCUAUAUUACUUAUCGUUAGCAGGAGCUGACAUGAUAUCAGAGUACAUGACACAUUUCAAAAAUAUUUUUUUCCCGUUAAAAUUGCGUGAACCUUUUUUAAAUUUGAUAUUACUAAUUUUCGGUUAUUGGUAUACAAUGUGCGAGUAAUGGGCAUAACACGAGUAAUAGAAACGCAAUGAAGAUGUUGUUUAAUCGUUACUGUAUAAUCAUCGACACUACCUUAACCGUACGAAUAUAAGCUAGGAAAAAGCGAAAUAUUAGAAUAGCAUUAACAAUAGGCA
This is a messenger RNA of Toxorhynchites rutilus septentrionalis, 4428 nucleotides long. RefSeq names its product probable phosphorylase b kinase regulatory subunit alpha. The transcript is spliced from 10 exons. Gene Ontology annotation, cellular component: phosphorylase kinase complex. Gene Ontology annotation, biological process: glycogen metabolic process. NCBI's taxonomy places the organism in Eukaryota, Metazoa, Arthropoda, Insecta, Diptera, Culicidae. The coding region runs from base 343 to 4032 and encodes 1229 amino acids. The record is from RefSeq and is a predicted model, not a curated record. Gene Ontology annotation, molecular function: calmodulin binding.